Molecule: messenger RNA, 23450 nt
Organism: Xyrichtys novacula (pearly razorfish)
Lineage: Eukaryota; Metazoa; Chordata; Actinopteri; Labriformes; Labridae
Source: the annotation of a GenBank genome assembly
GAAGAAUCUGAGAGAAAGCACGCUGAAGAACUUAUUCUCUGAGGUACAAUCCUAACCAUCGUUGACUUUAAAUUGGAUGAAGAUGAUGAUAAUGAAAAUAUCCCUAUGGCUUCUGUUGCUUGGCCUUGAAACAACCUACACUGCUGCUGGACCAGGUAUGCACUGACACAUCAUCUCUAUUUUUGAAGGAUUACACACAUGCUGAAUUUUUAUCAAGAGAGAUCAAACUAGCUUUUUUUAUUACAGCAACCAUAUACACAUGCCUUCAGCAGUGUUAUCCAGCUUUCUUGGUUUUCACCUGGCUUUGUUAAAUACUUAAUCUCGAUUGGUCAAAACCCCUUAAUUAAUAACCCCUUGACAGCAGUUCUUCACUCUGCAUAAGUAGAAGAACACUAGGGACAAGCAGUACAAGUCAUAGUAAAUCAAUCCGCGGAAUGUAGUUUUGGCACAUAGUUCACAGACGUUACUUUCCCCUAGUAUCAUUUCAGUAAUUUUAUGUUAAACUGGUAGGCUAAAAACAUAUAUAUUUUUUGAUGGUUUGGUCUCCAUGCAGAGGCAGCAGAGCUGAUAAAUCUAUUCCUGACUGAUAGCUAAAACAUAAGUGAUAGGGACAACAGAAGUAGUUAAAAUGACUCUUGUAUCAUCUUUUUUUGAAGGUGAAUUAACUGCAAAGCUUCAAAACAAAGAAGGGUAGAAGAAGGACACAAACCAAUGCUUGUAAUUUUGCAGAAAACAGUAUAACUGUCAAUAAAAAUGUCAAAUUUAAUGUAAAAGAUCACAAAUAACCAGGCGUGUUUCAACAGACACCCAUCUUGUUUAAUGCUUUACUUUGAUGGAAAUAUGCUGUCAUAUGAUGUUAGACUGCUACUGUUUUGACAAUGAAAGAGGAAUCUCUCUGUGAUGUGACCAACCAAACCAGAGGGACUUUUUUUAUCUGUUAAUAUCACUUUUUAAUAUCCAAAACUAGCAUAGUAUCCAUUUAUUUAUGACAGUAGUUGGAUAAUAAGUGGGAUGAUGCAUAAAGUGGUAGAUAUGAAAAUAAAAAUCCUUCAGGCCUUAUGUACGGUGGCCUGGAAGUGCAAAACACGACCGCAAAAGAGAAAACACGACAGCAAAUCCAAAACGCAAAAGAGAAAACGCAACCACAAAUCACAAAACGCAACUGCAAAUCACAUGUGAAAACGCAAAAAAGAGAAAACACGACAGCAAAUCACAUAUGCAAACACAAAAAAGAGAAAACACGACAGCAAAUCACAUAUGCAAACACAAAAGAGAAAACACGACAGCAAAUCACAUAUGCAAACACAAAAAAGAAAACACAACAGCAAAUCACAUAUGCAAACACAAAAAAGAGAAAACACGACAGCAAAAUCCCAAAACGCUACAGCAUCGUCUGUCAUCAUCUUCUUCUUCGUUGUAGUUUAAUGGCAGUUUUCUCCGCUGGGGGUAGAGUACUACUGCCACCUGCUGGAGUUUGGAACGGGAAAGUAAACAUGAAAAUGGACGCCGAAAGCGAAAGUGUACUCAAAAUUAUCCAGCAAUAUUUUGAUGCAGGACACAAAUAUGACGUAAUAGUCGACAUGUUGUGUAGCAGAACACAUUAAUUGAACAUCCCUUAACUUACUUGAUGGACUGUCACCGUCUGCUUCUUGCAGCCUUUUACCACAACUGCUGCAAAAGUUGGGUUGUCCGGGGAGCUCUUUGCCACAGUAUCGGCAAUACAUUAUCACCGACUGUCGCGCCGCGGUUCGUGUGUUACCGGGUCAAAGGACAGACGUGUCGAUUCGAGUGCUUACUUUCCCGUUCCGACAUCGAUCCAGCAGGUGGAGGUAGUACUCCACCCCCAGCGGAGUAAACUACCAUUAAACUACAAUGAAGAAGAAGAAGACAGACGCUGCUAUCGUGUUUUGGGAUUUGCGGUUGCGUUUUCCUUUUUGCGUUUGCAUAUGUGAUUUGCUGUCGUGUUUUCUCUUUUUUGUGUUUGCAUAUGUGAUUUGCUGUCAUGUUUUCUCUUUUUUGCGUUUUCACAUGUGAUUUGCAGUUGCGUUUUGUGAUUUGUGGUUGCGUUUUCUCUUUUGAGUUUGCGUUUUGGAUUUGCUGUCGUGUUUUCUCUUUUGCGGUCGUGUUUUGCACUUCCAGGCCACCGUACUUAUGUGAUGUCACACACUCAAAACAUUCAAUACCAUAGUUUCUGAUUUCAAGUAAACCAUAGUUGAUUAUUUAAACUUCCCCGAUUAUUCAGAUUAAAUAAUCUACAGUAAGAAUAAUUUUAACCUCAUACAUAAAAUAUUUUAGAUGUCAAUUAGCAUAUAUUCUGUAUGUUCAUAACAACACUGGAAGAAGAGAGGUGAAGUAUGUGAACUGUGUGAUGAAAACUUACGUGCCGACUUGGCUUUUAAAGCAAAGCAACAUAGAUCUAUUUUCUGCAAUGGUCGGCUACACCAAAACAACCCUAAAGUCUUCGGUCCUUAUUAUGUGGAUUAUUGAAACAUGCCCCACUAAUGGUUAAUCACAUUCUCUUUGUGACCUGGUCUAUCUCUUUUUUUAGGCAGCUGUGUGGGUAGGUGUGGUGAGACUUUCACCAGAGGUCAGCAGUGUGCAUGUGACUUCAGCUGCCUUCAACACAAUGAGUGCUGCCAAGACUUUCAGGCAGUUUGCACCACCGGUAAGAAUUCUUUCAGUGGAUUUUUUGUUUUCAUUACAUUACAAUUAUUUAGAUUCAUUUUACUUUAAUAGUAAGUGAAAUAACAACCUGUCAUUCUCUGUGUCAAAAUGUCUAAUGCAGGGGUGGACAACCAUGUGCUAUGGAGAACCGAGAGGCUGCAGGUUUUCUUUCCAACCCAAAACUCCACCAGGUGAUUUCACUGAUUACCUUACCUCCAAGCAGAGAGCAGAAACUUAUCAGUGAAAUCACCUGGUGGAGUUUUGGGUUGGAAAGAAAACCUGCAGCCUCUUGGCUUUCCAUGGCACAUGGUUGUCCACUCCUGGUCUGAUGAAAAAACAGCAUAUUGCUUGCAAUGUAGGAAUUGUUGUGUCUUGGCAGCGAACAAUAGAACACAAUUAAAAUAAAUAAUAGAAUAAAAAGGAGCUUUUGAGUUAAAUUGACAGAAGACCUGCAGCUUGAAAAGUAAAGACGUGCUUGAUGAGCCAGGGUCACCCAUACAUUGUGAGUCAGCCAGGAAGCUUCCACCCUGUGUUGUAGGCCUCUAUGUGGUUGUCUGAGGUUGGGAAUUGAAAGAAAUGCCGCUUAAUGUUACAGACUGUUUCAACCAGGUGAACACUGUGCUCUAUGAUGAUAAUAGUUUUUCUGGCUCUUGCUCGUAGGUCACUCUUGUAAGGGUCGCUGUGGAGAGAUAUUUAGGCGUGGUCAGCUGUGUGAGUGUGAUCCACUGUGCAUACAAUACAACACCUGCUGUCAAGACUACCAGCACAACUGUGGUAAGUAGUGGCGAACAAGCCUUCUUAGAGCCCGAUAUUUAACAAUGACCCAAAAUGUUAUGAAAUAUAAUGUAACAAUGCCCGAAAUGUAAUAGUUUGUCAAUAAUGUUACAAAACAGUAAUACCACCUCCUUGCUAAAACUGUACUUGGCACAUUUGUAGCGGUCUCUGUCACCUUCCCUGAAAGCCCCCUCUUUCUGCUGACAGAGCUGCCGGAGUUUUGAUGUAAACCAGGGCUUGUCAUUGUUGUAUUUCACCCUGGUACACUGUGGGAUGAUGCUGUCUUCACAGAAAUUAAUAUACGACGUCACAGUGUCUGUGUAAUCGUCUCAACUGUCUGUAGAAGCCUUAAACAUAUCCCAGUCCGUGGUGUCCAAGCACGUGCGUAGCUCCUCCACAGCUUCACUGGUCCACACUUUGGAUGUCCUCACUACAGGUUAACAGUGUUUUAGUCUCUGUCUGUAUGCGGAGAUCAGGUGAACCAUGCCGUGAUCUGAGAGUCGCAAAGCUGCGCAAGACACAGCGCGAUAGGCACCACUCACUGUAAUGUAACAGUGAUCUAAUGUGGUCCCCUCUCUGGUCGGGAAUGUUACAAACUGUUUGUAUUUUGGUUGUUCCUAAAGGGGGAUUUCCUUUGUUAAAAUCACCGAGUAUUAUAACCAAGGGGUCCGGAAAAUUCCUCUCUACACUCAUAACCUGCUCCGUGAGCGCGCGCUUGGCCUCGUGGAAUGUAAACAGAGCAGACUAUAAAUGAGACUAACUCAAGUGGAGAGUAGAACGGUUUGCAGUUCAUGAAGAGAUAUUCCAGAGAAGGAGAACAGUGUUGGGAGAUCACUGUCACGUCGGAGCACCAGGCGUUGUUGAUGUAGAAGCAGACUCCUCCACCCUUUGUUUUCCCACCAGAGAGUACACGAUCUCUGUCUGCGCAGAGGAGCUGAAAACCCUCCAGUUGUAUGGCACAGUUCGGUGUCUGUGCAUUAAGCCACGUCUCCGUGAAGCACAGAACACAAGAUGAGGAGAAGUCUCUAUUCCUCUUCAUCAGCAGUGCUAGCUCAUCCAUCUUGUUGCUGAGUGAGCGGACGUUGGAGAGCAAUAUCCCAGGUAAGGGCGUGCGCGGGCCUCGCUGUCUGAGAUGCGUGAGCACCCCAGCUCGCUUUCCCCUUCGCCGGCGUCUCACUCUUUUGGCCAUAAAAUGGACCCGUUAAGCAGCAGAUGCUAAAAAAAACUGGCGUAAUGUCUGUGGGUGUAGUUGUAUCUCAGUGGCAGCUGGUGAGAAAAAUAAUAGGUGGGGCUGAAGGUUUGGAAAACAGAGCCCUGUAGAGGGUCCGGGGGUAUCCUCGCCCGGAAGAUUUUUUUUUUCGUUUUCAAAAGGUAAAUGAAGCAUUCUGGUGCUUUCUAAGAAAAUAAUUAAGGAAACAAACGAUGUUGACCCACAAAGACAAAUGGGGUAGGGAUACUGUAUUUCAACUUAUUAAUAGGGCAUUAUAGCCGACACACAGCCUACCUACAUUCAAUGUAAUCCUAUGAUAUAGAAACUGACAGCAGCAUACUCUUACUCGUGUACAUCCACCUGCAUCUCGACAGGUUAGGCUACAGCAAAGGAGCACACAAAGACAACAGCAGAAAAAUAGUGAAGAGCAGACCCACAUCUAUAACAAAUCAGGCUGCAUAUCAAAGCGAUCAGCCAUGGAAAACAACACAAACAUUUGCUUUAAAUACAGAACAAUUUUAUUACAUUUGAUAUUUCAGUUGAACUGAAUUGAAACUGGGUGAACAAAUACAGGGUUCCCACUCUUUUAUAGAAAUCAUUUUCCAGGAGUUUUCCAGGAUGUUUUCAUUCUGCCUUAAAACUUAUUGAUUUCUAACAUUGUGGCAUGAACAUUGUCUGUUAGCUCUCUUUUUCGUCUGGCUUUUAUGUAGUGUCUCACUAUGUUAAAAUUUAUGGUUUAUAUAAGGUUUUAAUCUUUAUAUACUCUUUUUCUAUUUCUAUUUUUCUAUUUUAUUUGUCUUGAACAAAAAAAAACACCAAUACAUCACCAACAAUAAUAAAACACAACCAUAAUUGUUCAGGAAGGGACAGGAAGAAGCAAAUGCUUAUCUUGUCCGGCCCCCUUCUUACCAUGUCAUAUAACUACGUUGUGAUGACAAUAACAGUGAUAACAAUACAUACACAAAUACAUAUAUAUAUACAAAUCAUGUCAAUAAAAAGUAAUUAGAAAACACGUGAGUUGCUAAUAAACAUAUUUAAAAGGCAUUAUGCACAAUAGAGAGUAAUUAAGAAAGACAAUGAAUGAUCAUAUUUAUAAAAUCAAAUUUUGAUAAUUUUGUACAAGCAGCUGCUUAUAACAACUCUACUUUUCUACAAAAAGAUUUCGCUGAUUGACUGUUUCAGUAGCCGAAAUUAUAUUUUGCCAGCUUUAUGAUUUCUUUUUGUCACCAUUAAUUUACACGGGAAACAGAAAAGAGCCUUACUCUUCAGGCUUACAGUUAGCCAUGCUUUGCGCCUAUACCAUGCUCUUGAAAAUGUCCGCAUAUUGUCUGCUCUUCUUGGUGGUCACUCGCUGAGCAGCAUAUACUGUAUAUAUAUAAUUGAAGCACUUGUUGCUCUUACUGAUCUCGUUUCUUCCUGUCUUGGUCUUUGCUUGUGUUCUUCUUGUUAUCGUAUGUACAUUGCUUUGGAUAAAAGUGUCUGCUAAACGACAUUGUAACAUUGAACAUAAAUGGAUAUGCUUUAGAAUCCAUUAGUAUAGUCAAAUAUCCCUACCCACAUAACUGACUAUUCCCCCUUUGGGUAAAAGUGGUCCAUCCAAAGUGAAAAGCUGUAAAUGGGAAUUUAAGGUCUUUCGGAAAUUGAUUAUCCUAAAACAAGAAACCCAUAUAAUUUAAUGGCUAUUAAGAGCUCAAAUCGGCUGGACAGUAAGGUAAGCAUAAAUUUUCUGACCAGCAAUUGGUAUUGCAUAAUAAAAAGAAAUCAUGGUUUAAGGGUUUACAAAGAGUUUCUUUUAAGUCAAACUGAGUAGAGAACUCCAUGUCAUGGCGGGAAGUGCCAUUAAAUGAUAUCAUAUCAGGUUGUGUGUAAGGGGCUGUCAUGUAAACAGGUAGUUUAGGAACUGUUUCCUGCAUGCACUGAUUUUACUUCUCAACAAUGGGGGCUGCUGCUCGGAAGGAUCAUUAAAAUAACAAUAGCUGCAAGACUAAUUGAGCUCCAUAGCUAACUCACACUCCCAUUUCUAAGCCUGACAGUAGCCAGAGUCAGCUUAUAGUACUACUGGCUUUACAGCCAACUGAGAAUAAGAAUAAGAAUAAGAAUAAGAAAAACUUUAUUAAUCUCAGAAGGGAAAUUCAAUUGUCUGUUGUCCCACAUAAUAUGUCUUUCAAAGUUAUCUACUAUUAUGGUGCCAUCUCAAGCAGUAACUUAAGUGAACCCACAUGCCCAUUUGCAACACUAACUCAGUAAAUGUAGUGUGGGUUUUUGUUCAUGCUGUUAAGUUGUGUUUUUCAAAGCAGUGGACCUGGACCUCAAAGACACCGUGGGCAGAUAAUUAGUAACUAUGUCAUCUGAUAAUGACUUCACUGCCUUAUCUUCCACCAGAAGAGAAUCAGCUUUAUUGUCCGAGAAUGUGUCUAAUGUAAGGAAUUUGACUCUGGUGAACUUUGAACUAUGUACAAACAUUUAUCAUGAAAUAGUACAAAAAAAAUGCAAACUAUGCACAAGCUUGUCCAAGACAUUUGACUUAUAUAUACAAGUAUAUACAAGACUGUUAUAGCAACAGUGCAAUGGUGAGAAAUGCAGUGGGGUGAUGAGUGAUUGAAAAACAUAUACAGUAUGUCAUUAUAUGAGAGGUAGAUUAUGUACAUGAGGUAUGUGUUGUUUCAGAUGCAGUAUUAACAUGAAAUAUUAAAUAUUAGAUAAUGGUGUGCAGAGAUACAUGCUGGAUGACAGGAGGAUUUCUGUAGUUAGAAUACAGGGUUAUAUAGGUAAACAAAUAUUUACAACCACAUUGAGAGCUAUUUCACAGGUUUUUGCGCAGUGGUCUUUCGGUGGCUCUGUCAUGGACUGUAUAUACUAUGGACAACUUGGUUCCGCCUCCCGCCUGUAUACAGAUUUGAAGCUAAAAAGCCCUCAGUAUUUCUGAGAUUUUUCUUCAUUUCCUAAAACCAGCAUUGCACAGUAGCGUUGUGCGCAUUCGGCGGGAGAGUCAUCGAGAGUCGCUGUGAUGACGCUCGGCUCAAACUGUGUAUUCCCCGGGUGAGCUACGCAAUCCCUGAACGACAAUAGGCUGUAUCAGGUGUCAAUCAUAGAAAAUAUGAACCCCCUAAUAACUUUUAAAAACAGAGCUUCACAGAAAAAAAAUGACUUGAGCACAAACCAGUCUUACUGUAACUACAUGUCAACAUCGUAAGCGGGGGGGGGGGGGCAAGGAGACAGACGCUGUCCAUUCUAUAUACAGUCUAUGGUCUCUGUUCAUCAGAUCCUGGACCAGUAAAAGUCCUGGAUAGAGGGCAGGUUGGUCUCUGUGAUUUCCCCUGUGAGUCUAUCUUAAUGGUCCACUUCAGGUCCCUAGAGAUAGUAGAUCCCAGGAACAGGAUUGUUAGGGGGGAGAGUGCAGGAGGGCUUCUCCUCAAGUCCACUGUUAUCUCUACAGUCUUGAGUGGGUUCAACGGGUCCAGAUGGUUCUGACUGCACCAGAAGACCAGUUGAUCCUCCUCCUGUCUGUUUGCAGACUCAUCACUGUCUCGGAUGACACAGAUGACUGUAGUGUUGUCCACAAGCUUCAGAUGGAUCACUUGAGGUGCAGUUGUUGGUGUAGAGGGAGAAGAGCAGCAGGUAGCAAACACACCCCUGGGGGUGCCAGUGCUGAUGGUCUGGGUGCUGGAUCUGUUUCCUAGCUUCAUAUUCUGCCUCCUAUUGGUCAGGAAGCUGGUGAUCCACUGACAGUUGUGAGCUGGGAACCAUGAGCUGGGUCAAUUUGAGGUGGAGGAGCUUAGGAACUGAUCUGAAAUCUAUGAUUUGUGUGUAGGUCCCAGUGGAGUUAAGGUGGUGCAGGAUGUAGUGCAGUCCCAUGCUUACUGCGUCAUCCAAUCAGGUCAUUGACCUGAUUGCACAAUAAGCAAAUUUUGCUUAUUGUGCAAUACCCUCGCCUCGCCGACUCGUCCUGUCCUGCAUUCUGACCCUCGCUAUCACCAGUCCCUUGUGAAGUACUUUCAGACCUGACACAAAUUUCCACGUUGUCACCACCAUGAAUUAUAGCAUUUUAACUGCCUGUUACGUUUUUUCUCUGCUGUGUUUCACCUGGACUCUUGACUUUCCUCCUCGCAAGGUCGCUUUUUAAAGUACUGGCUGAUUUUGCCUGUCAUAACUGCAACGCUAAAAACAGAGGAAACUUUUUUUUAAAUAAACACGUCAUGCUUGGAUGCAAAAAAGACAAGCAGUAUUUACCUGUUUGUACCAUCUGCCAGGGAAAAUCAGGACGCCGAUAGCUCCAACUAGCGGGAAAAAACUUGAAAAAACAUGAUUCAAUCCGUUUCUUCUUCGGUAGAUGCUUCAGGUCUUUCCGGUGCACUGCUGUUGAUAUAGCGCCUCUAUAGUGGCGCAACGCUGCAACUGCAGUUAAAAUACGUUGCUGCUGCAGAGGGACAUCAAUCGCUCAAUCAACUCAGCUGGAGCUUUACGCUGUGUUGAGCGAAAUCAAUCGCUCUGGCUGGGGGCGGCACAAAACUAGGUGGAGGCGGCCGCCACGCAAUUUUGAACGCAGGAAAAACCCUGCAAAAUGUUUGAUACAAAAUGUUCGAUAAGCUGUCCCACAGGAGGCCUCUUUAAGAGAAAGGCCCCCUGUUGCAGUGUCUCAGUUUGCAGUGUUUUUUUAUAGGCAUGUGGGUUUGUGUGUUUUUGAUUUUGCAUCAAUUUGCAUUACUGUUGCUAUAACCCAGUUGUGUCACCUUUUUGGUUUUACUCACAGCAUUGCCCACUUAAGUGGACCUAAAGGACAUCUAAUAUUACCAAGAAGGAGUAUGUCUAAAUAGUCAAGUCGUUGUAAAUUAAAAAGGUUACAGUUUAAAGCAUGUUAAGUCUAAAAUCAAAUCUCGACUUCAUCCACAGGUAGCAGUGUAUCAGACCCACACUCGAGGACUCUCCGGGCAAUGAGGGCCUCUACUUCAGGUUAGCAGCAAAUAUACUUUCUUCAGAUAUUUUCUUAGACUCCCAGCGAAGUUUUUCAGACUAAACCAAAAUGUAACUCUCAUGUUUAUUACAACCUUCACAAGGACCAUAUUCCCACAGCAUUUUAAUAUCAAGUAAUUAAGGGGUAAAUACAGGGACAGAUGGUAGAGGAAACCAACAGAGACAUCAAGAAUACACAGGAGAACUCUUCAUGAUUUAUAUGAGAUGCAACCUCAUAUAAAUUGUUCUUGUUGUGUGUCAUAAAUCUUGUGACAAGACCAGAUUUCCCUGAUGAAAUGUGGUUCAUACAUGAAUAUUUGAUCAAUGACUUUAAAUAGCCAUAAAAAAAUUCCACCACUUCUUCUUUUCAACGAUAGUCAUAGACAGCCUUAAAUCUACAAAAGAUUGUUGUAAGAAGCUGUAACUGUUUUUUUUUUCAACUUAACUUUGGCAGAAAAAAUAACGGGUAUCGACAAACACACACUGCUUGGACUGCUUGGAAUAAUCCUUGAGCAAGCUUUAACUACUUCUUUGUCUACAAUUCUCAGAGUUUACUUUUUGUGUCCCAGUAAACAUAUUUCUGAUUAUUUUCAUUGUUUACCCAUGUCCUCAGAAAAACGUAAAUCAAAGAGGGGCAGGAAACACUCCAACAGUGAGAGUGAGGAAUGGCUCACAGGUUUGUUGAUUUUCUUGUUUAGUUGUUUUUGAUUCCAACUACAAAAAAAAAUAAAACCUUGAAUCUAAAUAACAGGUUGGGAGAAUUGUAUUGUUGCAUGCUAAUAAGUGGCAUUUGCUAAAUCCUGUUACAUGAAAAACAAGUUAUUUCCAGAAAAUUCAAAUUCUCUGAAUCUGGUGAUUUCAUCAAACCUUUUGACAAACAAAAACAGUAAUGAGUCAACACAUUAUUGCACACCUGGACACAGAUGGGGACAUCCAGGCAUGCAUGACCUUUAUGUUUAUGAAUUUUUCCUUUAACUCUCUGGAGACACAGAUUACAAGCACGUCUGCUUUGCAUAGCUGCAUACUGCACUGUAUCUCUAGGUAUUGAAUGACUUUUUCGCUCCACACCCCUGCUUACUCAGACUGCAGUAAAGGAUUUCUGUGUUUUCUGUUGUGACAAAACUUUUUCUUUGCAAAGUUACAUCAUCCAUGUAGAGACCGACCCUCUCAGGGCAGUGACACAGAUAUUUAUUAAACAUUAAGGAUACACAAUAGGAUACACAACUUUGUGGCCAGAAUCUGAUGCCCAAGUGCUAUGAACUUGCUGAGCCAUGGAAACACCUCCCUUACCAUCUUGGAGUGUACCGUGCUAAUGUAGCUUACUUAACAAGUCAGAGUAGUGGUGUCCUUUAUCCAGUAAUUAGCCACAGCAGCAGGCGCCUCCCACACAGAGGGUGGUGUUAAUUAAACAGCAGGAGAUUAGUCUGCCCUUCUUGGGGUUAGGGGACUUGAGGACACUUUGAAGCUCUAGAGCCGAGGGGUAGGUGGGGUAAGACUUGGAAAAGAUGGACGUCCUUCUUGCCCUCUGCUCCAUACUAGCACAAGGUUGAAAACCACCUUGGCCUGGCACUCAGAGAUGGCAUGUAGUGUGGAAAGCCCAAAUGAGUAGAAACUACACCUUUGAGGGGAUGGUGAGAUGCAGGGUCUUUUUGACAGGGCAGUGAAUGAUCUGCUUAGCUCCGGGGAGACAGCUUACUGUAUUCGUACUUUUCCACAGAAGAUUCUCCUCUGGGUAUUCAUGUGCCGCAAGUGACUGCACUUGGUGCUCUCAGUCUUCCAUUUUGGUCAAUAAUGAGUUUUAAGCCCUUGACUCCACUCAAGAGGGUGGUAGGGAUGUUUACUAACAUCCUGGGCUGAGUAUAGUCAAUAUUAUUUAUGCCUGUGACUCUCUAAGUGUCUCUGUCUAUGGAAUGCAAACAGCAGUCAAACAAAUUACAUAUUAAUGUUAGGAGCUGUUUUUUGAAGGAAUCCAAAAGCCGUUAGCAGAGGCAGUGGAAGCUUUAAGUAAUUUUAUUAAAAAUAAAUGGUGCAGGAUGGUGAGGGGUCAGAGGUCAGAAGAGUGGAGGGGAUCCAUAGUGAGGAGGUAAGGCAGAGUGUUAGCUUCAGGAGACAGCAGGUUAAUGAAUCAGUACUGAGACUGUGUCUCAUUUCAGAGACCGCACCGUCGAACGGCGCAUUUCAAGUGUGCAUGAUGUCAUCCCGCGGCGCGAACGAUGUCCCAUUUGGCUCAUAAUUCUGAGCGCGCUUCAAAUGUGGUCCCAAAACCACAAUACCCCCGCCCCUUUUUCAAGCGUGCAUUUAUGCACACUUUUGUGGCCUUGGUGUUCCAGAAUUCUUUGCAUGCCGCUGCACAAGGGCGCAUUUCGGGUGAGAGGCCGGACUCGCUUAAGAAAAUAAAAGAAAUCCAAAAACACAAGACAGUCACCAUAGGCUGCAUGAGCACAUGAUCUCUGAACUCACUAAAAUCUGCAAACCAAACAUUAUACUCCUUAGUGACAAACUGAUCCGCUCUGCUACCACGAUCAAAAACUUUAGAAAUAAGAAAGCUGACAAAACUACAUCGGAGUAUCAGGACCACAUCAAGUUUAUUUUUUAAAGACUUUGAGAUUAAAGUUGUAAACUUGGGAGAAUAAAGUUAUCAACUAAAUAAAGUCAUAAAGCUGGUUUUGUGGAGGGGAAAUGACUGAAGCUGGUCAUCUGCAGGGUUAUCCAUUGAUGUAUCAGCUGGGUCAUUCAGAGAGUUUUUGUGGUUUCUGAAGAAACAAUCCAACUUUAUGAUCCAGAGGGAGUCGAGCUCCGACGAGCACUACGUCUCUGACACCGGCGGAAACCCAUCUGCAGAGACACCAUUGCCUUAUUAUGGCAUAUGGAUUCAUAUCAUAAACUAAAGCUCAAUGUCAUUCACGGCUAUUUACGGCUGCAUUGACAGAUUUAUCCGCAGAAUAUCCAUUUCUGCCUCCACAAAAGCAGCGAUUUCCUCCAAGUCCACCUGUUUUUUCCCCGUGGAAAAGAUGUUUUUCUCAUAUGUUCUUUUUAAAGUCUUUAUACUUGUGACAAUGUAAUGCUGAUGUGCCAAAGGAUGAAGUAUCUCCUUGUUUGUGAAACCGAUACUGAAGCACAGUUCCUUCAAAUGCUCAAUGGCUCUAAUUUGAACAACUCUCAUCUGAAAUAACAGGUAACCUUAUGACUUUAUUCUCAUAAAUGAAUGACUUCAUUCUCGUAAAUUCAUGACUUAAAUCUCGAAGUCUUUAAAAAAAAUUCUCUAUAUGGCCCUCAUACUCCAUGAAUUUUGUGCAAAUGAUCUGUGCUUGUAUGUAUCUACUGUUUUGUGUUUGUGCAAGGUCGCACAAUUAAGAAAUAAAUGCUGUGCUCCGCGGCUUUUUUUUUCAAGUCAGUCGUGACGCGAGCCUGAGGGUGGGGACAUUUGGCAACUCAACCAGGAAGUCCCCCGAAGGGUAGUCUGUCCCAUUUCACAAAAACCAAACCAUCUCACUCAGGGUACUCAAGUCCACAUAACGGCAGUGCGCUCAACUAAGUGCGCUUGAGCGCGCUCAGCCUGAUGCAGUCUCUGAAAUAAGACACAGCCCGAGAGUGUGGCAGUCGUUACAAAGGUUGGACAGCCCUGGUGAAGGCAGAAAGGAAGACAGCAAGGAUUAAUACAAUACUAAAUAUUCACAGAAAUAUCUCAAAAGACUUGAAAAUACUCAUUCGAUUGGUGGACAUACCACUGUUGAAGUCGGAAAUAUCUGGCGCUUAGCAGUCUGAGAGCAGAGCUUAAGAAAAGGUGGUGAUUAGGUUGCUCAGGUGCAGGUGUGAAGGUGCAGGAGGCGCUUUAGCUUAAUAGGAGCCACCCAACCUCUGCAAAUUGAAAAAGGAGACUCAACACACACACACACACACACAGAAAAAAAACUUCACAGAGCCCUCAAGUGUAGAAACCAGUAAAAUCAUGACAAGUUCUCCUCUAAAAAACUUUUACUAGUAAAGAGUCUGUAGAAAAAGAUGUGUAAAAAUCCACUGAGUGCUUUUUUUGCUUAUCAUAAGACGAUAAAACCACUCUUACAUGUUUAUAUCACUAGUUUUUCAAUCCUUAUAUUCUUGUACAGCUCGUGGCCCCUGCCACCAGAACCCUGGGGUCCAGUGUUCAAGGUUCUUAAGCCCCCACAACCCACAAACUGCUGGCUUCUCUAGCCCUGUCUCUCCUGAUAGACCAACCACUCUGCUACCAUUUGGUUUGUGGUAUUCUUUAUUUUAGUAUAAUUUUACUUUUGGAAAUGAUAAUUUAUUUUUUGUGUAAUAAAUGUUUUUUUUUUUCCUCCUUUAGAUUUUAGUAACACUGCAGAUGGUCCUCUGCCAUUGUCAAUCCCUUCAUUCCAGUCACCAGCGUCACAUGCGACAGGCCCAUUUUUUCCCAGCUAUGGUGUUCAGUUUCUUGACAGCAGCCCUCCUGUCAGUCCCUCUGGUCUGACAGCUAAUGGUGGUGCAGAAAAUGUACAUCUGGUGCAGUCACCUGGGGAAGCAGCUUCAUCUUUGCUGAGUCAAGGUUAAGCAUAUUCACUUUCAUCUAAAUCAAAACAUUCAACAUAGAUAAGAAUACUCUGAAGCAUGUAUUUUUGUCAUGUUAUAUGUUGUAUAUAUGUGUAUCAUGUUUGCCAAAGAGCAGAUUGCAUCCUAGAGUUUAAAAAAAGAUUCAUUAAUUCUAUGAAUUUUGACAUCACAACAAUUUAAAUGAUUGUUUUCUCCCUAGAUCUAAGUGGUUCUGCAGACCCCGGACCAAGACCCAGUACACUGCAGGAUGUAGCACAGGCCUCUGGACUUUCUUUGAUGGAGGGGGGACCUGGUGGUCCUGUGAAAGGUAAAAUAAGAGUAAAGUUCAUUUCAUUCAAAUUGAGUCCAUGUGAUACACGAGGACUGCUGUUUCACACCAAACUACUCACUGUAUGGAUCCUGACUGACUGUGGGACCUUUUUGGAUUUUAUUUCACUUAGGGAUCUUUUUGUAUUUUGAAGUGAGGUUGUGGAAGCUGCAUGUCAGUACUAAGUUUUUGUGUGGAAUUUACAAAAAUUCUUGAAAAGAAUUAUAGACCCUCCUUACUGGCUCAUCUGUGCAGAGUGGAAUGCCCUGCCUCCAGCAGCUUGUGAGGUGACACCCACAGCGGAGUGGGGUCAUAGACAAUAUGAUGUCUAUGGGGGUAACAUUGCUCUGCUGCUACACUGAUUGCCCACAAUAUAUGUCUUUAAUGACAAACUACUGCAACAGGAUGCUAGGUAAGCUUUGGGUUUACAGAUUUUUCAUGUACAUGCUUCAGUAUUCCAUUCAACAAUAAUAUUAAUGUAAAUGAAUAAUAAUAAUAUAAUAAAUCAAAUAAUAAUAAAAAUGAUAACAACAACACCAACAUCUACUUAAACAACAAGAACAAUAAUAAUGAUGAAUAAAAUAAUAACAACAAAGGAUAAUAUAACAAUAAAUAAAUAAAUAAAUAGACAAAUAAAUAAUGCAGUUUGGAAAUUUCAAGACAGGGUGCAGUGUAAUUAUUCUUAGCUUUCACAGGGCAGUUUAUCAAACAAUACACUGAAAACAAAUCAGAUAAAAAGACACAACACAUAUUCAAUACAGCCAAAUGUCUUUGGGCAUACACAUGCAACAAAUGAAGAGUCACAACCAUUUAGUAGGCUACUUAAAGAUUUUUUUUUUGUCUCUGUAUGUGUGUGUGUGUGCGUGCGUGCAGGAGUCAUUGCUGGUGGUGCUUUAUGCAGUGAUUCUCCCAUCAGUGGAAUAACAGCCCUGAGCAAUGGGACAAUACUGAUAUUCAAAGGUCAGUAUGAUCAUAAAUGGGACUUGAUUUUUGUUGGAUGAAACUUUAAAGUAGGUAACAUAUGCUAAAUAUGGUCUUCUGUGUGUUGUGUGCUUCAGGUAAGCUGUUCUGGUCAGUGGACCCCAAGAGCCACUCAGUCGGUCAGCCUCUAAGUAUACUGGGCAGUUUUGGUAUCCUGUCUUCCAUUGACACUGUCUUCACACGCUGCAACUGCCAAGGAAACACCUACAUCAUCCAGGUACAAACAUGAGUAUGAACUCAUUAUUACUGCCUUUGUCACAACAUGAUUAGUGUUACUUUUGCUCUUAUUAACCCUUAGCCUUGUAGCUAGUCUUAUUUAUAAAUGUCUGACCUGGAUUUUUUACAGCUAUGCUGAUGCUACCUCCAGGGAAAUUGUUAGAACAUCUCACGCACAUUAUAUGCAUUAUAGUUCUUGAUCUUAUUAACUUCUCAAACAGAGUCUGCCUGCAUUUGGUACCUGGCAAGGGUAAACUUUGAUUCUAAUGCUUAAGGAUUUUAUGUUUUAUUUAUUGUAUUGAUUUACUCAUGAGUCAUAAAAAUAAUGUUAUUAAUCUGAGCAAGCCCUCAAAUCUGAACUUUCCACGUCCAAUUUAGAGAAUUUCUUAAAGUUCUUUGAGUUUUUAGUACUAUAAAAAAAUUUUGUUACUUGUGAGUUACUGGAAAAGUCUUAAAUUUUAAUUAUCUACACAAAAUGAUUUUUUACCUGAGUUAAAUAGUGACACUCUCUAUAAUUCAUUCUUCAGUUUUGUAUGUCAUUCCAUGAAAAAAAUAAACCUUUAACUGUUGAUAUAUGUUGAAAGACAUUGAUUUUCAUUAUUUUGAGUAGCUGUGAUGAGAUGAGAUGAUAUUCAGAUGCGACCCAAAAAGACAGAAUAAUUGUAAGCACAGAAAGUAUAUUAAUUUGUUUUCUUUUCUUUUUUUAAAUUUCAAUCGACUACAAUGCGUAUUUGCAGCAUUACAUAUGCAGAUACAUAGUCAGAGGUAUCAAAAGUAUUCACAGUCAUUUCUUCAGUAAAAGUAUAGAUAGUAGGGUUUAAAGAGACUCUUGUAGAAGUUAAAGUAUCGACUCAAGCUUUUUACUCAAGUAAAAGUGUAAAAGCUGUGGUUUCAAAAAUACUUCAUGUAGGCCAUGGCCUAACAUUUUGUCCUUAAUGGCAUUUUCCCCCCUUACAUUACUUUGUGCACUACCCACCUUCCCCAAAAAAACAUUUUUCUAAAGGCAAUAAUGACUAUUUAACAUGUUAAUGUUGAAAAAGUUGGGAUGUACCUGUUUAAGGAGCAUUUAUGCCCAAUUAAAAAAUAACACAAUUUAAUACAAUGCAAAUAUAGUGUUCUAAAAAAAAAAUUAAUGCCCACUGAUUCAAACACAGUUAUAUGUAGUUUAGUUUGUUGUUUAUCUUAUUUACACAACAGCAUCUAAUUUCUGUCUCUACAUGGUUACAUUGCUCUAUAAAUUGCGGAGUUUCACCCCGAUGCACACAAAGGGCUUUAUUUUUGUGCCCACCGGCAGCGCGACGGAGGGUGGCGCACCCCACACAGUGGUACUCUUGUCUGAGGAGCCUGGCGCACAGCUAGUUUGGUAUUUUCAUAGACUAAGGCACACUGAGGUCUGCCAGGCUAGGCGUUGUUGCGCAGUAGGGGGAAAUGUCGACAGAUUCAGCUGGCACAGAGUUAUUUUCUUGCUUGCCGGCGGCGUGGAAAGUGCGCUGAAAACUGGAUUCAAACCGGUUUAGCAUUCAGUGCAGGCGGAGCGCACCUGGUCUGGUGGUAUUUUGGCCGACGUCACUGGUGCCUCACUGGCAGGUUUCCACAAUGUCAGGCACAUUUCAGUGCAAAAAAUAAUCUACAACAACCAAUAUUCAGUGCAACUAUCUGAGUCUGCACAUACAUUUAGAUCUAUAUCGAUAUAUUCUGAUCUAUAUUUUAUCUGAUGAGCAUGUUUGGCACGCGUUUGAAACGCCACCUGACCAAAUUAACACAGCUGAAACCGAAUUAAAAAUGCUAAAUAUCCAGUAAAUAGUCACUUCUGAUGAAGUUAGCAGGAUAUUUAAUUUGUCUACCCCCUUUUUAUCUCCCUCUCUUCCUCUUCUUUCAUGUGCAGCUUGACCUGGACAUGUCUCCGUGGUCUGUCCUUGUCCUGCUGCUGCUGCAGUGGCAAGGCUGACCAGAUGAUUUAUUUUAGUGAUCAGAUGAUGCAUCUCGGUCUAAGAAAAUACCAAACUGGCUGUGCGUCUGGCUAUGCCAGAAAAAAUUUCACUGUGCGGGGUGCACCAUCCUCCUCCGCGCUGCUGGCAGGUGCGAAAAUAGAGCCCAUGAACACAUGUACAGACACUUGCGCAUACACAGGUGAACACACUCUCACCAGCAGUUGUCUGCGUAGCUUACUUCAGACUAUUCUGGGCAUGUCUCUCUCCCUGCUGUUACUCAGGGCACUGAGCAAUAGACUGCUAUUAGACGUCUAGUUUUUUUUUAGACUUAAUUUAACCGUCUAGAUUCAGUAUAUUUUUUUAGAUGGAAUUUAGACAUUGUACUUUAACCUAUUUUUCAAUAACUAUUUAUUUCAAAAAGCAACUGUAAAUUGCAUAACUGACCUCCAAGUACCAAGUACCAAAAUAAUUAGGAUAGCCGUUGAGCAAUAUACAGUGUAGUACAGUAUAACAGGCUAGUCUAAACUUGGUCUCAAUUUUAACGUCAUUCAGCAUUUCAUUUUUAGACCUGUGGUAGUGUGAUUAUAUUGUGGUACAUUUGCAUUCUCAUUAUACAGUAAAUUGGUUGCAAAAUUGAUAUUACAAAGUUAUGCAAAUAAAAGUGCUUGCUCUUUGCAUCACAAUGAAAUGUGUUAAAACUAUUAAAUUUAACUGCUUGAGUAUAUAAUAUAAAUAGUUGGAUUUAUUUGAACUCUGAAAGGCUGUCACAGAGCUUCUAACACCAGAAAUAUAUCUACAGUAUACUUGAGCAAACUAAACAAUUUUUGUUCAUACAAAGAAGUGACCUGAAUAAAAACAUGAUCACAAAAAUACAAUCUCUAUGUUCUAACAAAAUACAACCAUUUGAUGGGAUACUUCUGUUUCGCUCAGUGACCAUCUCUGCUCUCUGUUGCUUCAGGGACACCAAUUCUGGCGUCUGGAUUCAAACAUGAUGAUGGAAUCAGGCUACCCCAAACCUCUAGCCUCUGAGUUCCCAGGUCUGACUGGAGGCAUCACAGCUGCACUGGCGAUACCUGCCACCAGGGACAGACCCGAGUUGGUAUUCUUCUUUAAAAAAGGUAAUGUAUACAGGGAGAGAAAAUUAUGCAGAAAAGAUGAGCUGCUAUUCAGGGCAAAGAGGGAUUCACCUGACCACAUACACUACAGGCCAAAAGUUUGGAAGCAAGGCCAUUACAGGCCGAACAGUUGGGAGAAACUUAAGUUUUUGUUCACAAUGCUUUUUUUAAAAUCCAGCUUGAGUUUUAUGUAUUUUGGGAUGUAUUUACUCCAUGAUCAGAUGUUGCUUUCAUGGAAAUGCACCAUUUUACUCCAUUUACCUUUAGAUAUACAUUGAUGUUAACAGACCAUUGCUAAAUAUAUGUCAGCAAAAGAUAAUAAGGGCUUAGUUUUAGGGUUGAAAACAUUUGCAAAAGUCACAACUUCAGUGCAAAAGCAAAAAAACAAAAACAAAUCACAGUUGGAUUAUUCACUUUAACUUUUUGGCUUUUGAGAGUCUGCAUACAAAAAUCCUUAUAAAUCUCAACUGCCUUUAAACUACUGCAAAAAAUGACUAGAAAGAAGCAACUGAGUAAAGAAACAAAAGUACAGAUUUGUACAUUGAGGAAAGAAGGAUACACAGAAAGAGAAAUUGCAAAACGCCUAAAGGUGUUUAACAAAGGAGUCCGCUACACUCUGAAGAGACUAGAGGAACCUGGAAGUUAUGAUGAUAUAAAAAGACCUGGAUGAAAGAGAGUUACCACAAAAGCAGAGGAUAAACAUAGCAUUGUCACCAGUAAGAGAGAUCGGCGAAAGACAGCACCACAAAUAAUGGAGGAAAUCAACAUGAUAAGGUCGAAACCCACAUCUCUGACAACCAUGAAAUGACGUUUGAGAAAGGCUGAAGGGUUGUGUAUCUGCAAAAAAACACUCCUUCGUCCACAGAACAAGAAAAAGAGAUAUGAGUGGGUAAAGGUUCACAGAAAUUGGACUUAUGAUGACUAGAAACAAGUUUGAACUGUUUGGUUCAAAAUGUAGAGUCUAUGUCUGCAGACAAAUUGGUGAACGUCUGAAAGCACCAUGUGUUACACCCACAAUUCAGCAUGGAGGUGGUAGUUCCAUGGUAUGGGGAUGUUUUGCAGGUGAUGGAGUAGAAGAUUUAUUUGAAGUAAAGAGUAUCAUGAAGAAGGAACAGUACCACUCCAUCCUCCAGCACCAUGCUGUUCCAUCUGGACUCAGAAUUGUGGCUCAUAAGUUUGUUUUGCAGCAAGACAAUGACCCUAAGCACUCUGCCAAGCUCUGUCAGGGUUACCUAUACAAAAAAAGAAGAGGAAGGUAUUCUUUAAAAGAUGGUUUGGCCCCCUCAGUCUCCAGACCUUUCUCCAAUUGAGCUUGUGCGGGAUGAAUUCGAUCAAUCGGUCAGAAAAAUGCGUCCCACGAAUCAGCAGUCUGUUUUUAAUGAACUUAAGAAAUCUUGGAAUGCAAUCCCUGGAACAUACCUUAAAAAACUUGUGGAUGCCUGGUAUAUGCCGAGCUGUUGUUAAAGCCAGAGGAGGUUACUUUAAAGAAAGUAAAGUCUAAGCAACAAUAAAUCAAAUACCUAAUAAUUAUAGUCAAAAUGUCUUCUGAUAAGUUACUCUUUACACAAUAGUCUUGUUUAUAGUUUUGCAAAUUAUCUAUAUGAAACUAUGAUCUUUUUUUGUACAAAUCUGAUAUUGCUUACAAACUUUUGGCCUGUAGUGUACAUGACAGUGAAUCAUAAGUACGGCUGGAACAAACAAGCCUUGUAAUAAGUACUAGUACUAUGGAACAACAGCUAGCAAUUAAUUGUCCUUGUGCAAGUUACUCAGUACAUCCCAGCCAGCUGGCUAAAAAGACAGUGUGGAUGUCUGCUGAAACAAGGUUUUCCUGUUUCUUUACAAUAUACAAUGCAUCCAGAAAGAAUUCAUACCACUUCAAUUUUUCUGGAGACUGGAGGCUGUAAUCGCUGCCAAAGCUGCUUUGACCAAGUAUUGAGUAAAGGGUGUGAAUACUUAUGUAUAUGCAACAUUUGAGUGUUCUUAUUUUUAAUAAAUUUGCAAAAUGUUCUAAAACAAGUUUUUCGCUUUGUCAUUAUGGGGUAUUUUUUGUAGAAUUUUUGAGGGAAAAAGGGAAUUUAAUCCAUUUUGGAAUAAGGCUGUAACAUAACAAAAUGUGGAAAAAGUGAAGUGGUAUGAAUACUUUCGGGAUGCACUGUAUACUCUAUUGGUGGGAAUGAUUCAGAAGAGGCGUUGAGUUGGAGGGGGUGUGUGUAAUUAUGUGUGUUCUUCGUGUGUAUGUGUAAGCCCAUGGCAUUGUCUUCACCUCAGUCCCUUCAGUUUGUCCCAGCCAUCUGAUAACAGGGGACAGCCUCAGAGCUUAGAUCCAGAAACAAAGGAGAACGUUGGGAAGGAUAGGUAUAACAUCCAGGAAUGGAGACAUAACAGCCUUCCAGGGCCACUGUGGGGGAGCCAAUGAAGAUAAUAAUUGAUAUUUAUUAUCAUUCAAAAAUUGAUUAAUUGAUUUUACCACCAGAUAAACUGUCAGUGCCUCCAAAUGAUUUUCAGUGAGACAACCUCUCACACCACAGCACUGAAACUCAUAAAUGGUAAACUUGAUUUCAGUCAAGUCAAGAACAGCAGUGAGGUAGGAUACUUAAUGAAAAAUAUGAAGAAAUAAGUUGUAUUUCUACAGCGUGGCUCCACUAAACUUUUGGAGUUAUUUCAUUUUUCCUGGAACAUUAGUAACAUGAAAAUGCCUCUUGAAGUGACUGUUAAAACCCACAAUCAAUCAGAUGAAUACAACAUGUGAAGACCAGCAUAGCAACAGAAAUAUAAACAGACAGCAGCAUGCAGAGGUAAGAAAUUCACCUUUCCUAACAAUGAACACUGUAUGUGCAGUAAUUUAUUCUUGUUUAAAUGAAAACACAUCAUCUGGUUGUUGUUAAACAGAUACCAUCAGUUUAACCUACCAGUGGUUAAAACAGAGGGAAUUUGUUUUGCUCGACAGUGGCUCAAGGCCCACCUGUUAGUGUGAAUGAAUAUGAGCUAGCUGAUCGAUCGGGUAAUGCCAUGUUAGUAUUUGGCCAAAAAAUAGUGAGAUUGAUUUGGUUUCAUGUAACAAAUAGCCUGACUAUUCCAAUAUCAACCUCCUGAUAGUUUUGCCGCAAAAUAAGCUUAUAAAUUGUUUUAUAUCAAAACCAAGCAUAAAUCGCUGUCUAUAUCAUUGUGUUACUGUGUCAAUGUUCUGAGUAAACUUGUCUCAGGGUAGAGUAAUUCUUGACACCAGAGCUGGUGACAUUAAUCGAAGACUAUAAAGCACUAAUCUGUAUUUUUACACUGCAUGCUUUUUGAAUCUAUCAACAUAUCUAAUGGAAGCUCAACUUUGUCUUCCAGGGGACAUUAUGCAGAGGUUUAUCUUUCCACCCAGCAGCACUCCUUCUUGCAGCAAGAGACCCAGUCCUUUCACCAAGCAGCCUGGUUAGUCGACUGACAGCUUUGCAGUAUUUUAGUGUUUCAGUCCAGAUCUGUUUAGCUCCAGGAUGUAAUUUUUAUUACUUAAUGUGAUUUAAUUUCUACCGUUUCUAUUACUCACAUUCAGCAGUUCCUCUGAGUGGAGAGAUCAGCCUCCAUUCACCUCGAAUAGGAUUCCCUUUGCCAGUCACGUCUGCUCUGUCCCUGCCCAUCCCACUGAAAAGUGACCCAUACCAGCACUACAUCUUCUCUGGCCGUAAGAACCUUUGAUUUGUUGUUGUAUUAAAAUACCUAAACAAUAGGAUCAGAGGCUCUUUGUGGCUUUUUCACAGAGAGAAUGUUCAACAUUUGUAAUUCCUGUUUCAUCAGAACAAACUGUUGUUUCCUCUUUCAUGUUUAAGGCUUUUCCAUUCAGUUAGAUCAGAUUUUGUCGCUCACAUGUCUGCUGUAGAGUGUUCAAUCUGUGCUCUCUGGCAUCUUUGCAGCCCUUUUCUUCAGCAUCACGAUUUCAAGUGACAUGCCAGUGCUGGCCAAACCUGAACUAUCUGCAGCAAUACCGACUCAGUCCAUUUUCAGUCCUGCUGCUAUGGCACCGAAUCCUGCAAACAUGGCUGCUCAGGAUACCCAUGCUCCUUAUCCGGUAAACUCCAUCAAAGUUUGGCUGGGUUGUCCAUGAGGACAACUUGAAAAAAAGGGGAAAUGUGUUUUCCGCUUUGAGCUCUUUACUCAGAUGUUUCUACUGAACUAUAGUGGCUUAUCGUGUAAUCAUAUGCAUUCAUGAGCUUCUUUAUGAUUGGCUCUACAAAUAUCACACAUUUGAAUGAAUACUAUUCUACUAUUUAGUUUGUUGUUAUGACUUCUGUUAUCUAGAAAAAAAGAACAAAGUCUUAUUUUGAGCAUCACUAGUUGUUUUGAAGCCAGAAGCUCUCAGCAGUUUAGGGCUAUUUUUGCCAUAUUUUUUUGUAAACAAAACAAUGUCUUUCCUAUUAAAUUUAGUGGUGAGACAGUCAGUUCUAGUCUUAUAAGCAGCAGAGAAACUAAAACAUUUGGCAAAAAAAUUUAAAUGCAGUUACAAAUGAAAUCACUGAUGUGAUUUCAUGUGAUUUCAACACAUGUAACUGUGUUUCAGUCAGUGGGUCAUAAUUUCUUUAGAACAGUAUAUUUGCAUUGUACUAAAAUGUGUUAAUUUUUAAUUGGCAUAAAUGCAGCUGAAACAGUUGCAUCCCUACUUUUUCAACAUUAACAUUUUAAUAUAACAUAAUAGUCACUAUGGCCUUCAGAAAAAGAUUCUUUUGGGGGGAGGUGGGUAGUGCACAAAGUAAGCAAUGUAAGGGGAAAAUGCU